Daphnia magna is the source of this 2061-nucleotide messenger RNA. Its product is annotated as calcium-binding mitochondrial carrier protein SCaMC-3. NCBI's taxonomy places the organism in Eukaryota, Metazoa, Arthropoda, Branchiopoda, Diplostraca, Daphniidae. Gene Ontology annotation, cellular component: mitochondrial inner membrane; prefoldin complex. The transcript is spliced from 11 exons. Gene Ontology annotation, molecular function: calcium ion binding; ATP transmembrane transporter activity. The record is from RefSeq and is a predicted model, not a curated record. The coding region runs from base 145 to 1974 and encodes 609 amino acids. Gene Ontology annotation, biological process: protein folding; transmembrane transport.
AUUAGCAGACGUACAUAGGGAUUUCGUCAUUUGGACCAAAAAUUUGGGGUCACGAAACGGAAAGUUACUUGUAAUGCAUUUAUUCGUGAAAUCCAUAAGGUGGUUCUGGUUGAACGUCAAUUGUUAAUUGAAUACAAAUCAGAAAUGCGUCCUGCCAAUAGUGUUGAUACUGCCAGUGAAGUCGUCCCACAUUACUCAUACGAGCUGCCAAUUGAAGAGGAAGAGAGAUUUGAGAAACUGUUUCGCCAGCUCGAUGUUAAUGGUGAUGGAAGGAUCGACAUUCUUGAACUUUCACAAUCUCUCCACAAGCAUGGGGUGCCUGACAACUUGAAAGAGAGCUAUGCAACGAAAUUUAUUCAACAAUCUGACCUUAACCAAAGCGGGGAUGUGAGCCUGGCAGAGUUCAUCUACUACGUUAGAGAGCAUGAGAAGAAACUGCAAUUGCUCUUCACUAAUCUGGACACAGACAAGGACGGCAGAAUCAAAGUCAAUGAACUUAUUGCAGCCUUUAGGGACCUGGGCGUCGCGAUUUCGCGUCAAGAAGCUGCUCAGCUGCUAAAAAGGAUAGACAAAGAUGGAUCUCUAGACAUUGGUUUCAACGAAUGGCGAGACUUCCUGCUUUUCCACCCAACCGCCGACCUGAGUGAGAUCAUCAAUUACUGGCGACAUUCUACGUACUUGGAUGUUGGCGAAUGCGUGGCUGUUCCAGAUGAUUUUACCAUACAAGAAAUGCUAUCCGGUAUGUGGUGGAGACAUCUUAUGGCUGGAGGAAUGGCUGGAGCCGUUUCUCGAACAGCAACCGCUCCUCUGGAUCGUCUUAAAGUUUUUCUACAGGUUCAUGGUUUGAACAAGUUCGGCUCUUUAGUGGCCUGUGCGCGCCACAUGCUUCACGAGGGAGGCGUAAGGAGCUUGUGGCGAGGCAACGGUAUCAACGUCAUGAAGAUCGCACCCGAGUCAGCUAUCAAAUUCAUGGCGUACGAAAAAUUGAAGCAAUAUAUCAAAUCGGGGUCGCCCACGAGAGAUUUAGGCAUGUACGAACGCUUCGUCGCUGGCUCUAUCGCUGGAUGCAUCUCUCAAACCACCAUCUAUCCUCUCGAGGUAUUGAAAACAAGGUUGUCGUUGAGGACAACCGGACAAUAUCGAGGCAUAGUGGACGCUGCCAAAAAGAUUUACAGCCGAGAAGGAGCAUCUGUUUUUUUCCGUGGAUACAUACCCAAUUUAUUAGGCAUUAUCCCAUAUGCUGGCAUUGACUUAGCUGUCUAUGAGACGCUAAAAAAACGUUGGCUACGAAAUCAUACCGACACGGAAAAACCAAGCGUGUUAAUCCUAUUGGGUUGCGGAACUAUUUCAUCUACUUGUGGUCAGAUCGCCUCCUAUCCAAUGGCACUCGUAAGGACUCGACUACAGGCAGCUGUGGCACUUCAAACAGUGGGAGGUGGGCCAACGGCGCAGCUAACAAUGACGGGAGUCUUUCGAACCAUUUUGGCGACUGAGGGCCCUGCCGGACUCUACCGUGGCAUUACCCCGAAUUUCCUAAAAGUUGCCCCUGCAGUUAGCAUCAGUUAUGUUGUUUACGAGCACUGUAGACAGGCAAUGGCUGAGGCACUCCAAAAGAAAAUGCAGCAAGAAGUUGAAAAAUUCAAGGGUAUUCAGAAAGAAUACCAAACUGUCAUCAGCUCCCGGCAACAGCUAGAUAGUCAAUUGACGGAAAACAAUGGUGUUAAAGAGGAACUAAGUUUGUUAGAAUCUGAUGCUAAUGUGUUCAAACUCAUUGGCCCUGUGUUGGUAAAGCAAGAUUUGGAGGAAGCCCGCCAGAAUGUUAACAAAAGAAUUGAUUAUAUCACAGCAGAAACGAAAAGGCUAGAAAAAACUAUUGAAGACCUUGACAAGAAGCAAGAUACUCAAAGAGAAGCACUGGGAAAACUUCAGCAGCAGCUUCAACAAGCACAAGUCAAAGCUGCAAUGAAAGCAUGAGUAAAAAAUCAUUUCAGAUUCUAUCUGGCAUGUAUUAUCUCUUUUUCAAUUCAAUACAUCAUGGCCAUUUCAUGGAAACAUCAGAAA